CCAGAGAUGACCAUCUGGAGAGGCCAGUUCCUCUUGGGAAUGCAACUCCUCUCCAGAAAGCAGCUCACCUCCUCCUGCUCACUAAGCCUCCUGAGGGCUCUAAGUGAGUUCCAAGUUCCAGCCAGGAGCUGCUGUGAAGACAGCCUGUGGGACCAUGACCACCCUCUUUCCCGAGAACAGCCUCUCAGCCAGGCAGUCGGCCUCCUUCAUCCUGGCAAAGAGAAAACCACCCAUCGACAAGACGGAAUGGAAUAGCUUCUUUGACGAGAACGGCUACUUGGCCAAGUCCCGGGACUUCAUUUGUGUUAACAUCCUGGAGAGGGGCCUGCACCCUGGAGUCAGAACAGAGGCCUGGAAGUUCCUCACCGGCUACUACUCGUGGCAGAGUUCCCAGGACGAGCGGCUAACAGUGGACAGCACGAGGAGGAAGAACUAUGAGGCCCUGUGCCAAAUGUACGAGAAGAUUCAGCCCCUCCUGGAGAACUUGCACCAGAAUUUCACCAAGACUCAGAACAACAUUGCAUGUGACAUCCAGAAACUCUAUGACAAAGACCCACUGGGCAACAUCCUGGUGGACAAGAAGAGGCUGGAAAAGAUCUUGCUGCUGAGCUACGUGUGCAACCCCCAGGCAGAGUACCAGCAGGGCUUCCACGAGAUGGUGAUGCUCUUCCAGCUCAUGGUGGAGCACGACCACGAGACCUUCUGGCUCUUCCAGUUCUUCCUGCAGAAAACGGAGAACAGCUGCGUCAUCACCAUCGGGGUGGGCAAGAACCUGGACAUGCUCAGCCGCCUCAUUGCCAUCCUGGACCCCACAUUUGCUGAGCACCUGAAAGGGAAGGGCGCAGGGGCAGUGCAGGCCCUCUUCCCUUGGUUCUGCCUCUGCUUCCAGCAUGCCUUCAAAUCCUUUGAUGAUGUCUGGCGGCUCUGGGAGGCUCCCACCCCACCCCCUCAGGUCCUGCUGACCGGGAAGCCCUGCCGGAACCUGCAGGUGCUGGUGGCCUAUAGCAUGCUACAGAUGGUGCGAGAGCAGGUGCUGCUGGAAGGCAUGAGUGGUGACGCCAUCCUCCUGGCCUGCAACAACCUCAUUGAUCUUGAUGCCGAUGAGCUCAUCUCUGCAGCCUGCAUGGUUUAUGCUGAGCUCUUCCAAAAGGAUGUCCCCCAGCCUUUGAAAGAGUUCUUUCUCUGAAGACACCAUGUCUGUGAUGAAAGGUGCUCCCGAUGGACAGGAUGACCUUGAAUGACAAAGUCAGGACCAAUUGGGAUAGGGUGUGAGGA
This is a messenger RNA of Octodon degus (degu), 1275 nucleotides long. RefSeq names its product TBC1 domain family member 21 (gene Tbc1d21). Bases 155 to 1186 code for a protein of 343 amino acids. The transcript is spliced from 11 exons. Gene Ontology annotation, biological process: activation of GTPase activity. The record is from RefSeq and is a predicted model, not a curated record. Gene Ontology annotation, molecular function: GTPase activator activity. NCBI's taxonomy places the organism in Eukaryota, Metazoa, Chordata, Mammalia, Rodentia, Octodontidae.